This is a messenger RNA of Lingula anatina, 1015 nucleotides long. RefSeq lists its product as uncharacterized. NCBI's taxonomy places the organism in Eukaryota, Metazoa, Brachiopoda, Lingulata, Lingulida, Lingulidae. The record is from RefSeq and is a predicted model, not a curated record.
UAUAACCACCGGUGUGAGCACACUUAGGCAAGAAACAGCCGAACAUGUCAACAAACUGCAGUGCGUUCAGUUGCAGAAAUGACAGAAGAUACCGGAAAAGGUGCAUUGUUAUGCCCCAUGUAAUGGAGUUACAGAUGCAUGCACCCCGUCCAGAUGAGUAUCUCAAGUGGCAAGUGAAGAUUGACCGUCUUGGUUACACUGUCAAUGCCAACACAAGAAUAUGCAGUAAUCACUUUAGAUAUGGGAAACCACUAGCAGGAAGUCGCAUUCCCACCAUGUACUUGAGAUGCUAUCCAGAAUGGGCACAAAGCAAGGAUAGUGCAAUAUCAGCAGCCACUAAAUUCUCUGAUCACAUAAUCUGUGAGGCACUGGCUCACGUUGCUCAAUACCUACCAUUGACAACUGCACGCUGCCUUGCACUAAAAUAUCUAGGAACGGAUCUGACUGAUGUUGACGAUCUGUGUCAGAUUCUGCUACAGCUUGAGAAAGAAAAGGCCAGGGAAAUUCUCCCAAAGUUUGCUGAUCAUGUUUUUCCUGGCAAAGUCUUAGAGGCUGUUGCUAUAUUCCAGCAUGGUGUUAUUUUUGAUGGCGUGAAGCUUGUAAAAAGGAGGGUCACUGAGCCUAUGGACACAUCUGAAAAGAUGAUAUGCCCUCCGUACUCUAUUGUGGAUGUUCACAACUACAGCAAGAACUAUGCCUCUAAAGGGAACAAUUUGCCUUCUGAUCCACAAUGUUCACAGGAUUUAGAGGCGAAGUGUACACAUGCAAAGUCUCGAUGCAAGCGCCCAUCGUGCAGGGCAAAAGUGGAAAGGCUUGAAGAAAGAGUGAAAGAGUUGUCACAAUACGUUGAUGAUCUGAACAGUGAGAAAGCAAGUCUCCUAGAAAGAAAUCAAAGUCUGCAAUUUGAUCUUGAAAAGUUGCAACAAAAAAUAAAACAGCUUGAAAAAAGUUAGUUACACGUUAUGGCAGCAUAAAAUAUGUCAAAAAUUCAGAUAAGCUUAUUGCAUUACGUACU